AUGUCCGGUAAAGACCUAAUAUGUGGUGGGAGCAUCAUUAAUAACCGAUCAAAUCGUACUAUAUUAUUUUACAGUCGAGAACCUGAAGAUUUGUUAGUUGUUGUUGGAACCGAUUCUGAAUUGUAUUGUGGCGUUACACAUUUAGUAGAAGAAGUUCAGUGGGAUUUCAUGUACACGCGACACCUCGUAAGCGCCAUCGCUUUAUUACGCGUAGUCGAAGACAUUAAAUUCAGCAGUGCAAUUCAACCGAUUACACUUUCAUCCAGUACUAAUUUUCCUGUAGGAAAAACGGCUACUGUAAUUGGGUGGGACGCAGAUAUGUGUAUGGCCGGAGAAAAGGAGCUGGAAAUCAUACCGCAAGAAAACUGUACUGAGCUAUACACAAUAUGUAUUUGGGAUAAAAUAGACCCAUUGUUUAGCGUCCCCUGUUAUAAUUUGCUUGGCAAUCCCUUGACUUUGAAUUCCAUACAAAUUGGAAUUAUUAGUGAUAAUACAACAUGUUCUUUUUCUCGCAACUCUUACACUAUGGUAGGACUGCAUAUAGAUUGGAUAAAAGAGAAUGCAGGACGCAUUACAGUCUCUGCUGGAAAUCAAGUGUACCCAAAUACAUGGAUUGUAUUGUCGCAUGCAAUAUUGAUGCUUCUGUCAUAUUCAUAUUCGCGAUUGUAA
Megachile rotundata (alfalfa leafcutting bee) is the source of this 669-nucleotide messenger RNA. Its product is annotated as chymotrypsin-2. The record is from RefSeq and is a predicted model, not a curated record. Gene Ontology annotation, molecular function: serine-type endopeptidase activity. Gene Ontology annotation, biological process: proteolysis. NCBI's taxonomy places the organism in Eukaryota, Metazoa, Arthropoda, Insecta, Hymenoptera, Megachilidae.